Messenger RNA from Corvus hawaiiensis (hawaiian crow), 3941 nucleotides. Its product is annotated as sodium- and chloride-dependent GABA transporter 1-like. The coding region runs from base 6 to 1817 and encodes 603 amino acids. NCBI's taxonomy places the organism in Eukaryota, Metazoa, Chordata, Aves, Passeriformes, Corvidae. Gene Ontology annotation, molecular function: gamma-aminobutyric acid:sodium:chloride symporter activity. The record is from RefSeq and is a predicted model, not a curated record. Gene Ontology annotation, biological process: sodium ion transmembrane transport; neurotransmitter transport. Gene Ontology annotation, cellular component: plasma membrane. The transcript is spliced from 14 exons.
UCGCCAUGGGCAAGAUGGACAACACCUCCGUGGAGCUGAAUUCUCCCUCUGAGGUAAAGCAGGCAGCCCUGGAGGAGCCGGAGCCCAUCAGCCCUGAGGUUGUGAGCACCAAGAAGAAGAAGAAGAAGAAGAAGGAGAUCCCAGACAGAGGUUCCUGGAAGGGGAAAUUUGACUUCUUGCUGUCCUGUGUGGGCUAUGCUAUCGGUCUGGGCAACGUCUGGCGCUUCCCUUAUCUCUGCGGCAAGAAUGGAGGAGGGGCCUUCCUUAUCCCUUAUUUCCUGACGCUGGUGUUUGCUGGGAUUCCUCUCUUCCUGCUGGAAACUGCUCUGGGCCAGUAUACCUCUGUUGGUGGACUGGGAGUCUGGAGAUUAGCACCCAUGUUCAAAGGUGUGGGACUGGCAGCUAUGGUUCUGUCCUUCUGGCUGAACAUCUACUACAUUGUCAUCAUUGCCUGGGCUCUCUACUAUCUCUUCAACUCUUUCACUGCGGACCUGCCGUGGCAGAACUGCGGGAACGCCUGGAACACCGACCACUGCUUCUCCAACUACUCCCUGAACGACACCACCAACCUCACCAGCGCUGUCACCGAGUUCUGGGAGAGAAACAUGCACCAGAUGUCCGGGGGCCUGGGGGAGCCUGGCACCAUCCGCUGGCCCCUGGCUGGCACUCUGGCCCUGGCCUGGCUGCUGGUCUACUUCUCCAUCUGGAAGGGUGUGGAGUGGACGGGCAAGGUGGUGUAUUUCUCAGCCACCUACCCCUACUUCAUGCUUUUCAUCCUCUUGUUCCGGGGAGUCACCCUGCCAGGAGCCAAGGAGGGGAUCCUCUUCUACCUCACGCCUGACUUCAGGAAGCUUUCUGACUCUGAGGUCUGGAUGGACGCAGCCACUCAGAUCUUCUUCUCCUACGGCCUGGGGCUGGGCUCCCUCAUUGCUCUGGGGAGCUACAACACUUUCCACAACAACGUCUACAGAGACUCCAUUAUUGUCUGUUGUAUAAACUCCACCACAAGCAUAUUCGCGGGAUUUGUAAUUUUCUCUAUCAUUGGCUUCAUGUCACACAUCACAAAGAAGUCGGUGUCAGAGCUGGCCUCCUCAGGUCCUGGACUGGCUUUCCUCGCCUACCCGCAGGUUGUCACACAGCUGCCCCUGUCCCCACUCUGGUCAAUCCUCUUCUUCUCCAUGCUGAUGAUGCUGGGUCUGGACAGUCAGUUCUGCACUGUGGAAGGGUUCAUUACAGCCCUGCUGGAUGAGUACCCUCGAGUUCUGAGAGCCAGGAAGAAGAUCUUCAUCGCAGUGGUCUGCUUCAUCUCUUAUCUCAUUGGAUUCUCCAACAUCACGCAGGGCGGCAUUUAUGUCUUCAAGCUGUUUGAUUACUACUCAGCUAGUGGCAUGUGUCUUCUCUUUCUUGUCUUCUUUGAGACCAUCUCAAUUUCUUGGUGUUAUGGUGUGAACAGGUUUUACAGGAACAUUGAAGAAAUGAUUGGCUACAAGCCUUGCAUCUGGUGGAAGAUCUGCUGGGCCUUCUUCACACCUCUUGUCUGCCUGGGUGUGUUCUUCUUCAGUGUGGUGGAAAUGACCCCUCUGACACUGGGAAAAUAUGUCUAUCCUGCGUGGGGACAAGGCAUCGGCUGGCUCAUGGCCCUGUCCUCCAUGGUUCUGAUUCCAGGGUACAUGCUCUACUCUUUCUUCACCUCAACAGGGACUCUCCGGCAGCGUUUGCAGCAGAUGACACAGCCCAGGCCAGAGGUGCACGCUCAGAACAACGGCCUCCAGCCAAAGACGUCCUUGAAUGGGAGGAUCUCGGAUGCUGCCGUGUAGGAGGAAGGCCCGAACUCCUCAUCCUGCCCUGUAGCUGCCCACUCCACGUUGUCCCUCAAGCUUCUCUGGCACAGCUUGCUGUCCCUGGCUCUGCAGUGGCUUUUGCUUGUCCAAGAGAGGACCCGGUGGAGGAACCUGUUCAUGGCUCUUCCUCCUGGCAUGGCUGACCAAGGCCCUGAACAAGCUGCCACCAGGGCGUUGUGCGGUGACCAUCUUCAUCCUGCAACAUCCUGGUCCAGGCCCUCAGGGAGGAGCAGCUGGUGCCCACGUCUUCCUCCUCCUGAGGAGAGGUGGUGUCUCUAGAGAGCUUAGACUGAUUCCUGUCCACUUCUGGUUUUCUUGCCUUUCCAUGUGAAACUCCACAGAGCAUCGCGCAGCACACGGCUGUGCUUCACCCCAGAGAGAUUGCUGCCACCAGGUUCAAAUCCCAGAUGGCUGUUGAUUGAUGGAGCAUAAAACACCAGCAAAUACGUAACUGGAGGGGAUGUGCAGAGCAAAGGAUUCUAGUGCAGAACAAGGGAUUCUAGUGAGGAGUUCUGCAUGCUGGUAGCUGUAGGACCCUACACCCAGAGAAGGCCUUAAGGACAGUGUGUGCUGCUCACAGGUGCCGUGUUUCAGCCCUGCACAGUCUCCAGACGUGUUCGCUGCAUCCAUUGGGGCUGGCACUGUGAGCCAGAGCCCAGUGGAGCAGGCAGCCUUUCUCUUCUGGAGCAUCCUGCCCUUUGCAGCUGUGUGCAGUAGCCACACCCUGACCUAAAAGGCAGCUAAAAGGGUAAAUGGAGGGCUCCUUGCUACAGGCUGUUCAAGUCUCCUACACUGACCACAAGCUUCAUGCAGAGGCAAGGCUGCGUGAUAGAGAUUUUACAGCACUGUGCAAAUCUCCACCCAAGAAGAAACAGGGUAGUUUCUGCCAAGCACGCUCUCUGACUCUGUCCCUGGGUGGGAAACAGUAAGGUGGAGCAUAAUGCCCAUGGAUGGUUCAGUUUGCACCUUUUUCAGGAAGUGGCCACACCUAAAUCCCAGCUGGUGGAAGGCAAGAACUCCUGAGGCAGUUGGCAGGAUGCAGCCACCAUGCUCAUACCCACCCCUGUGAACCAGUGCUGACUUCCCUUGGGAAGUGUCUGUUCAGUCAGCUGCUGUCACUGGCACAUCCCAACUCCCAACACACAAACCACAGAGGGCUGUGAGUUCUUGUAGAUGGUGCUGGAGGAGAGUAACACCUUGGAGAAGGCUGGGAAGUGUUUCAGAGCCUUCCUAAAACAGCAGCAUAUUUCUUGGUGAUAAAGCUUUGUGAAAGGAGGUGGCUGAUCACAGCACCAUGUGUAGGUGUGGCAGUGACGCUGCGGUUGUGCCAGCCUCCCAGUGACCCCGCACAGAGAUAGCCCUGUACACAGAGUGUUUGAUGAGCACACAUGCUGUGACUCAGUGCUGAUUAGUCUCUCCCCUCCCCUGGCACAGCAUUGCCAGGUCUGCUCACACUCCCAGCUCCAGAUCAGAGUCAACAAACGCAUAAAUGAGCAUCCGAGAAAAGGUAAGUCCCACCUACCUUUCCUACCAAAGAGUCUGGUCUCGGAAGUGACACACUGUAGUCCCCCAGGGUCCUACUGCAGGUGACAGCUGAGUGAUGAGCCUUUGCACAAUUGUCUUGCACUCCAAUAGUAGCUUCAAAAUGCUGCAGGUUGGCCCUGUGCUCCCUGUCCCCAGGACUCGCCAGAGCACGGGGCCAACCUGCUCUCCUGCCAAUCUUCCAGCCUGUGGAUCAGUAACAGAAGGAACAAAGAAGUUUUCUGGUGAAAGCUAAAGUCAGACCCCUUCAGGAGUGGGUCCCCUGCCAACUCAUCGGUGAAUCUUGAUUAAUGUUGCUUCAGAUGUGUAACCAAUUUGUAUUUGUACACAUGGCCCUCAGCAGUUAUGGCUGCUGGGCAGUAAGUUCAUGUUUUGUGGUGUCCAACACCCUGAGCUGAGAUCAUGCCCUGUCCUACGUGUAAUUGUUACAGUGUUUGUGUCAAAAAAACCGCAGCUGUUAAAUAGACAUGAGGAAAUGCUGAAUUUACAGGCUUGGUAUUGUAGAGCCAAAAACCAAACACUGAAAGCUGCAAUCAUAGCUCAUUACCAUUAAUCUCA